AUGAUUGCUUUACGGGAAUUGCUGAAGCAGUGUGGUAUUGGAAAACGUGAGCAGUAUGUUCUCUGUGAUGAACCUGCAAUGGAAGAGAGCGAAUUAUGCGAUGUGAGCGGUCAUCGAGCACUUAUAUUUUGUCAGAGGCUGGUUGUGGUACAAUUGCUUGCAAGACUAUUUGAUUCUGGAGGUCUUGGCAUGGAUAUCAGAUAUGCGAUCCUAGAUGGAACCGUACCAGUCAACGAAAGGUUUGCGAUGGCUGAAAAGUUCAAUCUGGAUCCCAGCAUACAUGUUCUGAUACUCACAACAAAUAUAGGCGGUGAAGGACUUAAUUUAACUGGAGCUGACAUUGUGAUUUUCAUGGAGCACGACUGGAACCCAGUGAAAGAUUUACAAGCGAUGGAUCGUGCCCAUCGCAUUGGACAGAAGUGUACUGUAAACGUUUACAGGCUUAUCACAGAGGAUUCUGUCGAACAAAACAUCGUUCGACUGCAGAAGUUCAAGACAGAUACAGCUAAAGCACUAGUUGGUGCCGAUAAUCGCUCGCUGCAUACAAUGGCUACGGAACAACUUGUGGAAUUGUUCACUAUGGAU
Gongylonema pulchrum is the source of this 585-nucleotide messenger RNA. The record is from the annotation of a GenBank genome assembly. Lineage: Eukaryota; Metazoa; Nematoda; Chromadorea; Rhabditida; Gongylonematidae.